Molecule: messenger RNA, 928 nt
Organism: Gavialis gangeticus (Gharial)
Lineage: Eukaryota; Metazoa; Chordata; Crocodylia; Gavialidae
Gene: FGF5
Product: fibroblast growth factor 5
Exons: 3
Coding region: 147-842 (231 amino acids)
Biological process (GO): positive regulation of gene expression; positive regulation of protein phosphorylation; regulation of cell migration
Cellular component (GO): cytoplasm
Molecular function (GO): fibroblast growth factor receptor binding; growth factor activity
Source: RefSeq, a predicted model, not a curated record
CCCUGCGGGCGUGCGCCUGGCAGUGAGCUCACUCGCUCCGUUAUAAAUAUCUCGGUGCCAGCAGCGCCGGCAGCCCGCGGCGGGGGGCCUGCCUGCGGAGCGCGGCUAGGCGGCAAGAUGCGCCGGGGAGUCGGGCCGCUGCAAGGAUGAUGAGCCGCACCGUCCUCUGCCUCCUCGUCCUCAGCCGCCUCCUCCCCGGUGCCUCGGCCCGCCCCGACGCGCGGCUCGCCCGGGCUGCCCCUGUCCCCGCGCCCGGCGGCACCUUCCAGUGGAGCCCCUCGGGCCGCCGCACCGGCAGCCUCUACUGCAGGGUGGGCAUCGGCUUCCAUCUCCAGCUGCACCCGGAUGGCAAAGUCAACGGCUCCCACGAAGCCAGUCUCUUAAGUAUUUUGGAAAUAUUUGCUGUGUCUCAGGGGAUUGUAGGAAUACGAGGAGUUUUCAGCAACAAUUUUUUAGCGAUGUCAAAAAAAGGAAAACUCCAUGCAAGUGCCAAAUUCACAGAAGACUGCAAGUUCAGGGAGAGGUUUCAAGAGAACAGCUAUAACACAUAUGCCUCAGCGAUUUAUAGGACUGAAAAGACUGGGAGAGAGUGGUAUGUGGCUUUGAACAAAAGAGGCAAAGCUAAAAGAGGCUGCAGCCCCCGAGUGAAACCCCAGCACAUAUCCACCCACUUCCUUCCAAGGUUCAAGCAGUCUGAGCAGCCAGAACUUUCUUUCACUGUCACAGUUCCUGAGAAGAAAAAGUCACCUGCCUCCACUCCAGCAAAACCAAAGGUUUCAUUGUCUGUGCCUCGGAAAAAUCCCAACACUGUCAAAUACAGACUCAAGUUCCGCUUUGGAUAGCUGUGCACCUGGGCGAGAGUGAGGAACACUUUUCUCAGGAGCUGCUGGGGGGGGGUGUGUGCGUGCGUGCGUGUGUGUGUGUGUGU